AUGCACUCGAACAUCCAUGUUACACCCUUCUCCAAGGACCAACUGUAUCAAUCCCCUAAACAGCGCAAAAUCGUAGGUCGCAAUGCAGGAAAGUGGACAAUGAACUCCGAUCGACCUCUCAGAUACAACGGUCAAGGUAAUGAUGACGUAGCCACAUCAGCCAAUCAGCGAGAGGGGCGGAAUAAUUCGAAUUUCUCACAUCCCAACGGUUCCCGCGAAACAACAACCAACGGUCCAAAUGAAGUAAACAAGGUCAAGAGAGUAAAAGAGAACAUCAGAAGAAGGAUUAGGAAGAAAAUGAAAGAUCUGGCCCAGCUUAGCCAAACCAUUGUUUCUGUCGACAAAACCAAUAACUUCGAUCCUGAAUCACUCUCUACAACAAAUUACUCUAGUCACAAGCAUUUCAAUAAACAAUGUAGCUUUAGACUCUCGACAUCGGUUGAACCUGGGAAAAUCCCCGAGAAGAACAAAACAAAUGCAUCUGGAGACACCCCGUUUAAUGGCAGUUGCACGGAAAAGUUUUUCAUUCCACCAGAGAACCAAACUAACAACAGUAAAAGCUGCAGAAAAUCUUUAGCGGCUACGUUUGAAGGUAUGUCACGACAAUUCGGAGCAAUUCCGAAGAACUCCAACCGCUUUGAACCAUACAACAGAGGAGGCAAUAGACGCAACGUGGGCAACACUACAGAUGAAUUUCUGGAUACAUUCAAUGCCACUGCUCUCGGUCGCAAAAAUGAUGAAGGUAAGUUUAACAGCCAACCGGUUUUGCCCCAGAACCUUCUUAACCAUUGUAAGGAAGUGCCACCAUAUAAAAACAACAUAAUUCGGCAAAACACAACACCGAAAAUUGACAAUUUAGGAUUUGGCGAGGAGGAAGAUCACAUGCCUCUACUUGACGAGUCUGAACAGGUGGACACAGAAGUCAUGCAACUCGCCGAGGGAAUAGCCAUCUCCACGAAAAAAGGCUCAGAAAUUAACGGAGUCUCCUCCAAGGUCGUCAAUCUGGAAUUCUUCGAGGAUAACUACCAAAUCCCAGCGUCAAGAGAAAUCAGAAUAACAUUGAGCAGCAACGAAAACAACUCCAUCUACGUCAAGAAUCAAGGGGAUAACGUUCUUCAGCGAUCUUAUAUGGGGGCCCUUAACCGACCAAGAGACUCCCUUAAUUUCGCUGGCAAAAUCUUCAUCUCAAAAAACUUCCCUCGGGACCGCGCGUUUGAAAACUUCUGGGAACAAGAUGACCUGCUUCACGGAUACAAGUUUCCGGAUGGUCUACCCCGCCCAAUAAUGUCGAAAGAACGAGGCCCCUUCGUGUGGAGAGGCAAAGAAUGGAGAAAUCAUCUUCAGGUUAACACAACAACCAGUGUCCUGAUUCACGCUCUUUUCAUACUCGGGUUUGACUAUCGGAACAAUAGGCAGCGCAUUCCAAUGGAAAUCAUCCAGCUUUCUGACGAUGGAACCGAGGAACUAUGCAUCGAUGUGGAAGAAGAGGGGAUCCAACUCGGGAAAUACAUUACCGGAGUCAGAUUUAAAUCAAACUUCAUGACAUACAUAUUCAUGUACUUCUUCCCAAGCCUCCUCGCCCAAUGGGAACCCCUAGGUCUUCUCAUCAAUUGCGAACUGUUUAACGCUAGCCUUGGAUUGGUAGACGAUCAGAGCAUCCGAAAUCAAGGCCAAGUUACUUGGCAAUCCGUCAUCCAUCCAGCACUCAUCUCGACAGUAAUCAACCGGGUGCUGAACGUUGCUUAUAAGAUCCUGGACAACUUCCCCACGAGCGUCACUUUCGACUCCCCCCAAUUUAACAAGGCGAUUGGGGUUACUCCCAUUUCAACCCUCCUUGGUCCAAAUUCAGAGCUAAUGGUAGGACUCCGAGUCCCAAAUUCAAUUUACCCAGGGCUGAAAAAGAUGCUCCAUACCUUCUCGAGCUCAUUCAAGUCCACACUCAACCGCAAUACCGGUCUCGAAAGCUUAAGCCGUGCGAAACAACCUCAUCCCCGUUUCUCAAUGGUCUGGACAAAGGAGCGUUACUUAGGCAAAGGAAUCCCAAUGAAAAGCAUCAUCAUACGUGAGAUCGAAAGGCUACGUAAAGAACGACGGGGAACGUCCGGACGAAUCCCAUACAGAACCAUCGAAGAAUUCCUGGAGAUCGAAGAGAAGGAAACCAAACAAAAAGUUCAAGCUCAUGCUUCUACUCACGUCAAGGCCCUGGACAACCUUAACGCCAAAAGCGAAUUUCAGAACAAUCAGCUAGCCUGGGUCGAACUCUCUAAGCAAAACGGCUACGAAACCCUAACUGCCGAACAAAAGAACACCCGAAUCCGCGAGCUAAUGGCUGAGUUAGAAAGCAAAGCGGCUCCCAACUGCAGCAUUUCCGAUCAGAACAUGGAAACGAACAAGACCAAAACCUUGGGCGACCUUCCAGAAGGUAUCUCCGUAAUCGAAGAAGGGAGCGAACUCGGAAGUAGAGUCACCCUCGAGCGGCACAAUGGCUGCUCCCCUUCUGAAAUCUCGUCGGACCAACAAGGAAUUGGGAACAACCAAGGCAACAACACUUCAGCACGGAAGUCUUCCUUCAACCAGUUCCGAGCCGACCAUCCUGUGAGCACUUCGGAAAUGCGGCAGGAAGCACUGCCAGCGGAUUUGCCUCGUCCACUGGACCUGAUGCCUCGAGAUACCCCCAAUGAAGAUGCCGGAAUGGAGUCUGAAGAACAAUGCACGGAGUCGGAACAAGAGCCUGACAGUGAAGCACAGUCAGGCUCCGCCUCUCUCUCCUCGUUGGCAUGCCGCCUCAACGAAAUGCAAACAAGCUCGGAACAAUGGACUCCGACAAGAAAAUCGGCUAGAAUUAAGAAUCGUAAGACACCGAAGCCAGGAUCACCUGGACUCAAAUCCAUUCAAGAAGGACCUAAAUGCCCCAGGGCUAAAAGAGCGGCUCCCGAAAGCACCGAUGACAACGUCCACACUGAAAAGAGGAGCAAACUUAUGGGUAACCCCAAAGAAGGACGCCCGGAAAGGAAUGUUCAUACUGAAGUUAAUCCCCAGAUCCCUGACACUAUAACAGCCCUCGACAACUCCAGGGCACCCAACGCUCAUUCGGAAGUGACAUUAACCGAAGCUGAAGCCCUACCAUCUGCCGAAGACCUGGACGACUUUCUCUCGACCUCCGAAAGCGACCCCUCCAUUUUAAGCACCAUCAGCUCGAGGGACUUGGAAGAUGUACAAAAAGAAAUCCAAAGCAGAGCCAACUGCCUUAAGGCCUCGACGCCACUGAAAACAAGACAAAGCCGAACUUCGAAAGCGAAAGUGCUCCUGGUAAAUGAGGCGGAAGUGGAGCAAUUUAUCAGAGAUAAAGCCGUUGACAAAAAUGGACAAGAUGGCUCUCCAGGGAAAGCCGACCCAUUCAACAACUCAAUGGCGCUCCCAUCUGAAGAUGUUGAACAACUCUUAGCUCUCCUUGGCGAAAUCAGAACUGUGGAGGAGGUCUGUGAGGACGAUGGCAACUUGGUGAUUGCUAAGUCCUAUGAUCUUUACAAAAGAAACCUGGCACACGCGCAUAAAACUCGCAAAAGUGUCAGCCGAUUCUUCAACCAAGUGGCGCAAUUCGUAGACACGAGACGAAGAUCUAGGUCGAACUGGUACAUUGCAUGCUUCCUGGCUGUAAACGACACUAUCAAAGAACUGAAAGAGAUUUGCAACCGAAAAGAUGAUGACCCCUUUUUCCCCGCCAACCAACUAGACCCAACCUUUGACAAGUUAGCGCUGAAAGAUAUACUGGAGAAGCUCAAGAGUAUUCAAAAGGUGAAGGAGAAUGCGCGGGCAGUGGUCGAAUUCCACGUUGUCAAUCCUGACCUCAUCUUCAGCAUGACGCCCAUCCCCAAGUCAAUUAGCGUUUUUAAUCUUGUUGAACGGUCGGCGGUAAAAGCGAGAAAUCGUUACGGCUGGAAAACGAAGGAUAUUUCCAAGGGUGAGGAUGUUACAAAGAUCUGGGCAGCGAACUUCAACUUGAAUUUCCUGAAGAAGAACGGAAUUCGCUGCGCGUUUGGCCGUUUCGACUCGGAACAUAAUAACUUUCACCUCCAACAGCGAUUUUGCCUAAAGGUAUGCCCCAAAAGGAAAGAAGGAGCAUUUUCCAAACGAGAAAGCAGCCCUGCAAUUAGUGAUGCGCUAAUAGUAGAAACAGUCAGAAGUAAACUCAUAAAGGAUUUUCACUGCCCCAUCUCGUUAGACAAUGUGAACCAAAUCAAUUCCUCUUUUCUGAGCGGUAAAAUCUCCCAAGAAGGACUCGAUUGGAUCGAGUCCCUUGGUCAAAACCCCAAGAAAUCACUGACAAAGCUCAUCCUUUCCCCUGUUUCCAAUAUCUCUCACAUAAAUCUCAUUAGGUCCGAUCGGGAAUCGAACAAGAAGGGGAGGGAAGUGAAGAAAAAGGAGAAACUACUGGAGGACAUUAAGAAAGGUAAAAUCCCCAAUUGCAUUUAUCCAGAAAACUUAAUCAGCCCUAGUGAAUUCGCCAAAGCAACAGUCUCCAACGCCCUUUUCCAAAAAAUUGAUCAAGCGCUUCAUCACCCAGCCCGACACCUCAAAAAGAGAAGAGUCGUGAAAGAAAAACCUCCACAUGGAUGUACACAUUUCGAAAGCCCCUUUCUGCCCUGCAUUGACAACCCGUCAAACUCUGACAUUCAUAAACUGAAUUCUUACUGCAAGGAACUGAACACAUUUAAUAAAAAUAAUGCUCGCAAACUAAAUCUAAUCAACAUAAACCCAGGCAAAGCAAAGAGCACAGGAGAAACGCUACGACUAAUCAGCAGCCAAAGUGAUGAGACUGAUUUAUUCAUGAUCAACGAAAUCAGGCUCGAAAUGGACAUCCUACUCACAUCCGAUCUGUGGCCCGAAGGCUAUACAGUCUAUUCGCACAAUGAAAACCCCCUGUACAGCACGGCCUACACGGCAAUCAUGACCAGGAACUACAGCCUCAGCGAUAGGGUAAUCAGGCAUUUCAGUUUCGGAAUCUUUACAGGAGUCCAUAUCAGGAAUGAACUCGAUCAAGAAGUACUGAUUGUGAGUGUCUACAGACCGAUUGCCAAACAAGAUGACAGUUGCUUUUAUAAAAAAUAUCAUAACAAUAACCAAUUGAUCUUUGUAGACUGGGUCAGAGAAGCGAUCAAGACUGCUGGUGAUUUGAACCUGCCACUGGUUAUUGGAGGCGACUGGAACCUUGAUUUUGAUGGACGGCCUCAAGACGACUGUGAACUUGUGGACCAACUCAAGGAAAUCCUCAGUGGCUACACAGACAUCUGCUCGACUAACACAUUCUUCAGAGGUAACAGCAACUCGAGAAUUGACCACAUCUUCACAAAAUCUAUUCGAUUUCAUAAUUGCAGAAACUUACAGUGGCAUAAAAAGCUAUCCCUAGAUGGCCACAGUGGACAAAGCUUCCAGUUCUACUUCCAAGUCCCGAAGCACAGGAUGAAGGUCGUCUUCAACAGGAAGCUUGAUGAACCGGAACUCAUCAAGAAAAAAGCCCUGGGUAAGUUUGAUGCAAUCUGGGAUAGAAUAAGGCUAACUGAAGAGGCGGAGGAGAAGGUAAACCUCAUUUUCAACGAAACCCGCAAACUACUAAUGAGUUGCUCGAAACCACAGGCAAGAAUAGUGGAAGACAAGUUAGAAUUCACAUACAAACAGAGCAAAGAGCAGGUUAGCUUCAUUAAUCUCAAAAACAUCUGUAGGAAUCUUCUCAAAUCAGCGAACGACCGGGAAAAAGAUGAACUCAAGAGGCUCCUUUCCAAAGUGGGAAGCGUAAUCGCUAAAAUCGAGGUGAGAGACAAAAAAAGAACAAGACAGAAAUUAUCUCUUAGAGCAACCGAUGACAAAAAUGCCGUAUGGGACAUCUUCAACAAAGAAUGUAAACCGAAUCAAGUAUGGGAUGUGGACAGGACCUACACCCCGAAUGAACUAGCUGACAAAGUCACAAAACUACAGGAAUCAACUGCCUCAGACAGAUGGCUAAAUGAGCCUCUAAAUCGGAACCUACCAAGCGACAUGAUGGAAUUCUUCCCCUACUGCUUUAAUGGAGAAAACAAACACCCGUCAAUUCUACACAAAUUCAACAACCUAAAAGACUCGACAAAAGGCUGGUCUGGUGUAAACAAAACAUUCUUGGACGCGCUACCACUGGCAUUUCUCCGCAUCUUCCUCUUGCUUCCGAUCUCAACCUGCCUGGAGAAUGGAAUCUACCCAGAAAGCCUCAAAACGAGCCGCAUCACUAUCCUGCCGAAGAAGAACAAAGGAAUUCGCCCAAUAGCUAUAGGGGAAGUUCUCACAUCUGUACUUGAAAAAGUGAUCAAAGGAAGCCUCAACCAAUUCCUCGAAUGUGUCGGUGCGUUACCUGAUGCCCAAGCAGGAUUUAGAAGUGCAAUGAGCUGUGGCACAAGUCUCUUCGAGAUGAGUUUAUCGAAACUGGCGUUUGACGGCUGCGGCAGCUGGUCUAAUGCCAAAAACUCCGAACCGAAGGUCUUCGGCUUCCUCAACUCGGUCCUGGAUACAAUCUAUGCGAGGGACAUUGAUGAAUUAAUGGAGUCAGCGAACUCUGAGCUUCGACUGCUCGAGGAUGUCUUGACAACCCUUGGGAUUGAACAACUUCUGAAUAACAACAAUGUCGGGACACUAUUUCGCAUCAUGUUGGUCGAUCUCUGGGUACUUGCAGUCAAGAAUUGUAUUCCCCCUUGCAUGAUCUUCACGUAUUUGAAGAUCUCGCCUGCUGGUGCCAAGAAGCAAUUCCUCAGCGAAAUUUGUGUCAAAAACGACGGGUUACUUCCGACCGUCUCUGACCUUCGUUUUAAAACUAAACUCUUGGUCCCAAGUGGUCUCAUUCACACCAAUCUUUUCUCUGAAGACAUAGGCUUACCAUCCAGCGAAGCUGCGAUCAAAUUCGUCCACCAGCUUAAAUCACGAUGCUCAUGGGGUGAACUAAUCAGUUAUGUUGCCAAAUUCGGAAACGACAAGGACUCCAUAACGGAAGACGAAGUAGAAGAAACGCUCUUGAGUUGGGUCAGUCAGCAGGAAAAGGAUAACGUCCUACUCAGAAACAUAGCUGACUGCAUGACGAAAACUCUGGGAGGGGAAAUUAACGAUUCGAACUCCUUCGCUUUGUUCUCGGGCCCCUACUCUUACGCCAAUGCAUGCGCCUUCGACGGCUUGAAGAAGAGUGCUCCCUUCAUGGCUGACGACGUAAAAGUGGAGCUAGUAAACGCAGCGGGGAUCCCAGUCAAUAACAGUAUUCUGAACAAAUGCAAAGCAAGGCAUGGCCUCAGGGUCAACUGCCCUUUAAUUUUCCAUCCACUUCGAAUGUUCCACUUCAAGAAUGAUCGGGAACUGGUUGGCGCGGCUACCACCAUUUAUAACCACCUGGUCAGAUCUCUUGGAAAUGCUCUAGCAACAGCUCAGCUAAACUUCAAAGACGCUUAUCUUGGAAGUAGCGCUAUUGAAAACGCUGCACCUUCGGUCAUGGAAUUCUCCCUGGCCAAACUCACAACCAAUCUUCUAGAAGCUUCGAUCCUCACCACCCAAAACUCAUUAAACGGAACGCGAGAUCUGGUUGCGAAAAAAUUCUCCCUCUUACUCACGGAGCACUGCAAAGAAGAGGUAACAAUCGAAAAACUCGAGGAAGCGGAGAUGGCCGAAGGCAUUUCCACAUGCUGGGCAACUUUCCUGCUAAACACGCUGCAAAUUGGGACAAAGGGCCUAAACUUUCUGGAAGUCAUCGCGAAUGAAAGAAACAUCUCUCUGGCCAACUUACUACACAAUUGUCUCGGAACAUUCUUUUGGGGAAAAGGAAGCAUCGGCCAACGACCCACUCCAGGCCCUCGUGGGAUUCAUCUGGAGAGGAAUCAGGAUGAACUUCAGGUUAACAUCUACCUUGCCUUGAACCACCUGACUGCCAACGGCGAAGAGGUGGAAAAUAUUAUCUCCAAUCUCUUUGACAUUACCCCAAGAAUGAUCUUGAAAGAAUUCAAGCUCUCAAAGAAAAGAAAAAGACUUUCGAAUGAUUUGCUGCCACCCCUCUCCCCAGUGAAGACCAGCAAGUCCCUCAAAUUUGCAGAUGAAAUGGACUCACUCAUCCUAGCCGAACCGCUAGCACGAAAUACCGCCGAGCAAGCUCCGAUUGCUGGACGCAACAAGAUUGGAUCACCAAGGAUGGGAAUGUCAGAGACAACCAAUUCGUCGCCACCAGGUCCAUCAACCCAAAGCCUUCUCAAGCCAGACGCUAACAAUGAGGAGGCGAGUGAAUCAAAGAACUCCGUCUCAGCUGAAGAUGAAAGCGCUGGACUCGAGGACACUCCUUCCUCGCAUGAUGACAGCUUCUUGGACGAAGAAGAGCCCACGGGCGGAGUAACCUUCCACAAAGAAUCCGCAGAAAGUUUGAGGAUUAACCUAGCCGCCCUUUGCGCCGAGGACAAAGAAGUACCAUCCAGUGAAACCCUCGGAAACCAGCCAGAUCCACUCGACAAGAACUAA
Oikopleura dioica is the source of this 8508-nucleotide messenger RNA. Lineage: Eukaryota; Metazoa; Chordata; Appendicularia; Copelata; Oikopleuridae. The record is from the annotation of a GenBank genome assembly.